Messenger RNA from Ostrea edulis (European flat oyster), 1403 nucleotides. Its product is annotated as chitin deacetylase 1-like. Gene Ontology annotation, biological process: carbohydrate metabolic process. The coding region runs from base 70 to 1053 and encodes 327 amino acids. NCBI's taxonomy places the organism in Eukaryota, Metazoa, Mollusca, Bivalvia, Ostreida, Ostreidae. The transcript has 6 exons. The record is from RefSeq and is a predicted model, not a curated record.
GGACUUUGUUUGAGAUAAGAUUUCUCAGUACACUUACACUUGAAUAUUGGUCGGAACGUGAGACGGUCGAUGAAAAUGUUCCCAAUUCUUGUAUUACUGGCUGCCCUAGCCCUUGGGGUCUCCGCCCAGGGAAAGUGCGACCCCGCCACCAACUGUCAGCUCCCCAACUGUCGUUGUUUUUUAGACUCUGCUGCUCCCGGGGGUCUGAAUCUGACGGAUGUACCCCAGUUAGUAGUUUUGACCAUGGACUAUAUCCUCAAUGAGGAAUACGAACCCCUGUAUAAUCAGAUCUUUGUGGUCGACAACCCCAAUGGCUGUGAAAUUAGGGGAACCUUCUUUAUCCAGAACCAAGGUUCAAACAUAGGACUGGUCAAGCGUUACUUUGAUGGAGGGUUUGAAAUCGGGGUGAACUCUAACGAUGGAACUAUUCCCACCACACAGCGAGACCUGAUUAACAUGAUGAAAAACAUCAAACAAGAAUUAAAAACAGCGGGAAUCAACGAGACUGCAGUUAAAGGGGUCAGACUACCACAACUCUCAACUGCCGGCAAUAUCGAAUUCACCGCCAUGGGUAACACUGGUUAUAUGUACGAUGCCGGCUGCGUUACAAAUCAGUAUGACCAACAAUUGAAUUACAAAUGGCCGUUCACGUAUGAUUUCCCGCCAACUGAGAAUCUGUGUACCACUGGGACAUCUCCCACCCUCAAAUACCCAGGUAAAUGGCAGGUGCUUGUAGCCGACUUGGCGUGGAAGGAUAGCAAAUGUCCUUCACCAGCCGGAUGUCCUGGGAUAGACACUAAAAAGGACGUGUUCGAUCUUCUUUACAAUAACUUCGCCUCGCACUAUGAAGGCAACAAGGAACCCUACGUUCUUGUUCUGGAUCCUAUCUGGAUGAAGACGGAUUACAAACUAGAGGGCACUGUGGAGUUUGUGGAUUACAUAAGGGCUGCUUUUGAUGAUGUGUGGAUUGUAACUGUUGACCAAAUGUUGCAGUGGGUCCAGACUCCCACUAAAAAGGCAGACCUCAACGACUUCGUACCAUUCAAGUGUUAAGUCGUACCCGGUGCAAAAUCAUACUCAUUUACAUUUAGACUAUAUACCAUCAUAGUCAUGGCUUUGAAAAUAUGAGAAAAUUCUGCGGGAUCAUCAGAUUUCGCGUAGGCUAACUUUUGUGGAAUGUCAAUUUCAAAUUCCGACGAAUUACACUAUUUUCUUAUGUUUCAUUGUACAGAUACCAUAUCCAUGAAAUUACACAUCCGCCAAAACCGUAAAAUCUUACCCACGAAAUUUGGUCUCCGCGAAUUUAAAUGAUUUGAAUUGUAAAAGCAAUAUUGAUAUGUACAUUUAGUAUGUUCAAUCAUUUCCUUAGUUAUAUACAUAGGAAUAAAGUUUUUAGAAAGAUC